AUGCAGACCCUGGCGCCCAUCCAUCUUCUCCCGAGACGUGACGCUCCCCUCGAUCACUGGCGAGGCGGAUAUUGGGGAAUGAAUAAUCCAGCCGCCUAUACUCCUCUCGAGUCCCUGUUUCUAUUUCAAGCCCUCGCCCGCUAUGGUGUCGAGGCCGCCGCCUUCGCCAAGGUCUCUGAUGAGCUCAUCAAGAACUCCUUAAUCAAGGAAGGCAAGACCUACGAUGCUGCCCGACUAAGCCCCGAAGCACUCCGCCAAUUGUUCCUACACAUCUGGACCGAGGAGCUGAGAAGCGACACUGCGACUUCCGAUAAGCCCGAUGGCUCCUCGUCCCCCACCUCGAAGAAGCGCAAGCUCAGUCGUGCGCCGUUGCCCACCCUUAAGGAGGCGAAGGAACAGGCUCAUAAGUACCCUGCGUUGGUGCAGCGGCUUUACGCCAGGUACAAAGAUCUCGCAGUCAAGGAAAUCAGGGACGAUGAGCAACGCAUCGAGGCUCUGGGCAAGGAGAUAAAGGAGCUCGAAGCGCAAGAGCUGGCCGACAAGGCUAAGGCUGCCGCUCAGCGCCCACCUCCUCUUCCUCCUGUUGCUGCUGCUGCUGCUGCUGCUGCUGCAGCGAACGGCACCCCAACGCCCAAGGUGACCCCGACACCGGUCCCGGUUCCCUCCCCGAUCCCGAACUCGAGCCAAACUUCGGCCGCGCCGCCGCAGAUCAAACCACCCACCCCGACACCCGCUGUCGAGACACCGAGACAGAUCAGGCCCGCCCCCGGACAAGGCACAGCUCCGACGCAAACACCAGUACCAGUCCCGACGCCAGUACCUCUGCCCCCUCAAGCCCAGAUCAAGCCGCCGCCGGCGUCAACAACGGUUCCGCCGCCAGCCCCGCAACCUAUACCACCAAAGCGAGAUGUUGUCCCGCCUGCAGGCGCCUUUCAACAGUCUCCUGUGGCUCCUCCGGUGGCGCAAGCUGCCUCGGCUGCCGCUGGGACACCUGCUUCCACGCCGGCCACUGCGCCGGCUGCCAAACAACAUCAACCCCUCAAGCCUCCCAAUGCUGGGGGGCAGGUGCUGCAGCCUCCUGUUGGCGCAGGUCAACCGCCAGUCCGGCCUGGUCAGUCGACGUCGCCUGUUCCUCUGCCAGCAAUAUCACCUAGACCAGAAAAUGUGCCAAAGUCGCGAACACCAGGCCCAGCGACCCCCGCGCAACCUGCCACCCCAGGAACUCUAAAGUGGGAAAAGCCUUAUCAGCCCACGGUCCCAGCAACACAGCCUCAAGGCCGUCCUGUCCCGCCGCAAAUACCCACAACUUCAGCGCCAUCUACUCCAGGUCAACCACACCAUCCUUCACAAUGGUAUCCUCAACCAGCAGGCCAAUAUCAUGGACCUCCUCAUUCACCCCACGUUCCUAUACAGCCGAAUCAGACGCCGAGGUAUCCUCAGCAAUCGCAGCCCGUAUUAGUGCCGCCUCAAGGACAGCCUCAACCCCAGUCCCAACCCCAGGCUCAGGCUCGGCCUCAAGGUCAGGUCCAGAGUCAAGCUCAGCCUUAUACACAAACCCAACCAAAGGGACAGUUGGUUGCACCGAUUCAUUCCACUCCUGUGAAAGGCCCAUCAGAGGUUUCUGCAAUCCAGCCUCCUCAAGGUCGCCCGGUGUCCACCACGCCAAUUGCACCUCCAGUUCGACCUCAGCCUGCCCAACAUCAACAGCAAGCUCAUCAACCGGCCGCUCACCCUCCUCAUCCAUCUCAGCCUCCUCAUCCACCACAGCCCCCCACGGGCUACCAACCUCCCCAUCAAAGACCCCUUGCGGCGGCAUCACCAGUACCUGCGUCUGGUCCAUCAGGGCAGACUACGGUUCCUCCACCGAGAUGGCCUCAGUCUCAGCCAUCACCUUACACACAACAACAAUUCAGCCCUACGCCGGCUCCAGCUCAACCACCUGCCAAAGCGGUCGACAGCCAAAGACGUGUCACGUCUCCAUUCAUCAAACAACAACCUCAUCCUGCCAUCCCAGCCCACCUUGUACCACAGCUUGCUACACCGACGCCGGCACAAAGAUCAGCAAGCACCCCUAUUCCGCCCCCGCAAACACCCGUUACCGCACUGCCCACUUUCCACGUUACUGGCUCUGGAACUAAAUGGAAUCUGAAGUCCACACCUUCCACCCCUCGUCAAUCCGAGAGGGAAGUUCAGAGCCCUGCCUUUGAACCAUUGAGUCCGGUGCAGCAACAGCUGCCCUUACCCGCAUCGACACCAUCACAACCGACCAAGAAGGCCAGCCCCAAGCCAGUGCCAAAGCCGGAGACAAAAACGCCCCGAGGCCGCGGCCGGCCUCCUCGGAGUGCAAACAAGAUACGCUCUGAGAGUACUCCAUCCUCAGUUGUUGGGAUGUCGCGUAGAAGUCAGUCAGUAGUAUCACAAACUGAUGAGUUAUCCAUGGAUCACCACGACCUGGCGCCCCGGGUUAAGGACGAGAACGCGACGCCUAGAGCAACUCCCAGAGCUACACCUAAACCCCAUGAUGAAACGGGCGACACAACUGCAGACGAAAGUGUACCGAGCCGCAGAAAUAUGAUUACGCCCAGUAGCGUGUCAUCGCGGCUGGCUCACAAACGCAAGAGGCAAGAUACACCAGCAGAGUUGCCGCCUAUUCCAGCAACCCAUGUACUCUGGACUCGCCAAUUCGGCCGCGUGAGUGCCGCUGCUCUCGAUCAGAUCGGCGCCCACAGGUUUGCGAACCAGUUCGCAAACCCGAUCCGAGAACGCGAUGCACCUGGUUACAAGACAUUGAUCUUGCAACCGCAGGAUAUCAAGUCAAUCCGUGCAGCCAUCACUCACGGUAACCGAGCAGCCACGGAAGCCGCCAAGGCUUUGCCAGACGGAGACCCAGGCACAGGUUCAGUUCUUUUACCCAUAAGUGACGAUUUGGUGCCCCCCAAGAGCAUCAUCAACAGCGCACAGCUUGAGCGGGAACUUUUCCACAUGUUCUCCAACGCCGUGAUGUACAACCUGAACCCCAGUCGCGGACCUGGACCGUCCUUCAUGAAGAACGGCAUCUCGGAGGGUGCUGACGCUCUUGGGUAUGAGGUUGAUGAGGAUGCCGUGGUUCGUUCCACCAGAAUGAUGGCCGGAGAGGUUGAGAAGAUCAUCGGAGAACUCCGUAAUGCGGAGAAGGAGCGCACGGGUCAGGCUCCAUCUACCUCUGGCAACACCAGGCCGGCCAGUGUCGCAACAGGGGAAGACACGCCGAUGGCGGAAGAUGAUGUCGAUGAGUUGGCAGGGGAUGCAGAUAUGGGCUCCACAACAAGGAGAAGGCGUGUGGGCACAAGGAAUUGA
Molecule: messenger RNA, 3336 nt
Organism: Colletotrichum truncatum
Lineage: Eukaryota; Fungi; Ascomycota; Sordariomycetes; Glomerellales; Glomerellaceae
Cellular component (GO): NuA4 histone acetyltransferase complex
Molecular function (GO): protein binding
Source: RefSeq, a predicted model, not a curated record